AUGCAUGACGCGCGCGUCGUGACACUAACGUGUCACGCGUAUGGCGCGCACUACACGCAGAUCGAAAAGGGAAGCUGCGGUGACCCUGGCAUCCCAGCUUAUGGAGCGAGAAGUGGGACCAGCUUUCUCCAUGGGGACAUGUUGACGUUUGAAUGUCAGUCAGCCUUUGAACUGGUGGGAGAGCGAACAGUCACAUGCCAGCAGAAUAACCAGUGGUCUGGCAAUAAACCCAGCUGUGUGUUCUCCUGCUUCUUCAACUUUACCACACCGUCUGGAGUGGUGCUUUCCCCCAACUACCCGGAGGAGUAUGGCAACAACAUGAACUGUGUGUGGCUGAUCAUUGCGGAGCUAGCCAGCAGGAUCCACCUGAUCUUCAACGAUUUUGACGUGGAGCCCCAGUUCGACUACCUCACCAUAAAGGACGACGGCACUGCCGACUCCACCGUCCUCGGCACUUUCUCUGGCACCGACGUCCCGUCCCAGCUGGCCAGCAACGGGCACAUCACCCGCCUCGAGUUCCAGUCAGACCAUUCCACCACCGGCCGAGGAUUCAACAUCACCUACACAACUUUCGGCCAAAAUGAAUGUCACGAUCCUGGGAUCCCAGUGAAUGGAAGACGUUUUGGUGACAUUUUCCGAUUGGGAAGUUCUGUGUCUUUCCAAUGUAAUGAAGGCUUCAUCAAAACACAAGGAUCCGAGUCAAUAACCUGUUUUAUGCAGGAUGGGAAUGUCGUCUGGAAUUCUGCAGUCCCGCGAUGUGAAGCACCAUGCGGAGGCCAUUUGACAUCACCCAGUGGUAUCAUACUCUCUCCAGGAUGGCCCAGUUUUUACAAGGACUCACUGAACUGUGAAUGGGUGAUCGAAGCAGAAGAAAGGCAUUCCAUCAAGAUAACAUUUGACAGGUUCCAAACUGAAGUUAAUUACGACACUUUGGAGAUCCGAGAUGGGCCUGCCUAUUCAUCAACCUUAAUUGGGGAGUAUCACGGCACACAAGCCCCCCAGUUUCUCAUCAGCACUAGCAACUUCAUGUACCUUCUGCUAACCACCGACAACAGCCGCUCAAGUGUGGGUUUCCAGAUUCGCUAUGAGAGCGUCACUUUGGAAUUUGAUUCCUGCCUGGACCCAGGGAUUCCCGUAAACGGGCGUCGGCAUGGUAACAACUUCUCAAUUGGAUCGACGGUGGCUUUCAGCUGUUUCCCCGGUUACACUUUAAGUGACGAUGAACCCUUAGUUUGCGAGGAUAUCCGUCAGUGGAACCAUGCUUUGCCAAGUUGUGAAGCUUUUUGCGGCGGCUCCAUUCAUGGUACAAGUGGAACCAUUCUAUCGCCCGGAUUUCCUGACUUUUAUCCAAAUUCCUUAAAUUGCACCUGGAUAAUCGAAGUGUCGCAUGGAAAAGGUGUGCAGUUGGUAUUUCACACGUUUCACCUUGAGAGCUCUCAUGACUAUCUAAUUAUUACGGAAGACGGGAGCUUCACGGAACCGGUAACAAGGCUGACAGGUUCAGCUUUGCCAUCGACCAUCAACGCGGGCCUCUUUGGAAAUUACACCUCACAGCUACGCUUCAUCUCUGAUUUCUCAGUCUCCUAUGAAGGGUUCAACAUCACGUUCUCAGAGUAUGAGCUGGAGCCUUGUGAUGAUCCCGGAGUUCCCGCUUUCAGUCGGAGAGUUGGGUUUCAGUUUGAAGUUGGAGACUCGUUGAUGUUCUCCUGUUUCCAGGGAUACAGGCUGGAAGGUGCUUCUCAGAUCUCCUGUCAUGGAGGGGGAAGGCGUGUGUGGAGUGCACCUCUUCCAAGGUGUGUGGCUGAAUGUGGAACCUCUGUGGCUGCAACGGAAGGCACGUUGCUGUCUCCAAAUUACCCAGCCAACUACGAGAACAAUCAUGAAUGCAUCUACAGAAUUGAGACACAACCAGGGAAAGGAAUCAGCCUGCAUGCUAGGACGUUUAAGCUUCGAGAGGGUGAUGUUGUCAAGGUGUAUGAUGGUCAAGAUAGCUCCUUUCGUCGCCUGGGAGUUUUUACCAGAUCCGAAUUGUUGGGCGUAAUCUUAAACAGCACUUCGAACCAUAUGUGCUUAGAAUUUAACACCAAUGGAACAGAGACUGACCAAGGAUUCGAUUUCACAUAUACCAGCUUUGAUCUGAUGAAAUGCGAGGAUCCAGGAAUCCCAAACUAUGGCUACAAGUUACGGGAUGGAGGGCACUUUGCUGACACGGUAAUCUUGUACUCCUGCAAUCCUGGAUAUACGUUGCACGGGAGUAACACCUUGACCUGCCUGAGUGGAAAUCGCAGAGUGUGGGACAACUCUUUGCCUUCGUGCAUAGCUGAGUGUGGAGGCCACUUUAAAAGUGCAGCGGCUGGGAGGAUUCUGUCUCCUGGAUACCCAGCUCCGUAUGACCACAAUGUCCACUGCACCUGGAUAAUCGCAGCUGAUCCGGGGAAAACAGUCAGCCUUCAUUUUAUUGUCUUCGACACCGAGGCUUCACAUGACAUCCUGAAGGUGUGGGACGGACCAGUCGACAGUGACAUUCUACUGAAGGAGUGGAGUGGCUCGUCACUGCCUGCUGAUAUCCACACCACAUUUAAUUCCAUCACACUCCAGUUUUACAGUGACUUCUUCAUCAGCAAGACUGGCUUCUCCAUUCAAUUCUCAACUUCAACAGCGACCACCUGUAAUGAUCCUGGAGUUCCUCAGAAUGGCACAAGGAGUGGAGACAGCAGAGAGCCUGGGGAUACUGUGACUUUCGAGUGUGAUCCAGGUUAUCAGCUGCAAGGGAUGGUGAAGAUUAUGUGUGUGCAGCUGGACAAUCGGUUCUUCUGGCAACCUGACCCUCCGACAUGUACAGCUGCCUGUGGAGGAAACGUGACCGGCCCCGCUGGUGUGAUUUUGUCGCCCAACUACCCUCAGCCUUACCCUCAUGGCAAAGAAUGUGACUGGAGAAUUAAAGUCAGUCCAGACUAUGUUGUAGCACUCAUCUUUAAAAGUUUCCAGAUGGAGCCAAGCUAUGACUUUCUUCAUAUCUAUGAAGGGGAGGAUUCCAACAGCCCACUAAUUGGCAGCUUCCAAGGAUCGCAGUCACCGGAAAGGAUAGAAAGUAGUAGCAACAGCCUUUUCCUGGCAUUCCGGAGCGAUGCUUCCGUCAGCAUGGCGGGGUUUGCCAUUGAGUACAAAGAGAAACCACGGGAAGCUUGCUUUGACCCCGGCAACAUAAUGAACGGCACGCGCAUUGGCCUGGACUUCAAGCUCGGAUCAACUGUUACCUACCAUUGCGAUGAUGGCUAUCAAUUGGCGAAUUUGGCUACAGUCAUGUGCGCCAUCGGGAAUGAAGGAAAGCCGAUUUGGAACAGGGCUCUUCCUUUUUGCAAAGCUCCAUGCGGAGGUCAACACACUGGGUCUCAAGGAGUUGUUCUUUCACCGAAUUAUCCUCGCAACUAUUCAAGCGGCCAGACCUGUUUGUACUCCAUCACCGUGCCAAAGGAAUUUGUGGUGUUUGGACAGUUUGCAUAUUUUCAGACGGCACUGAAUGAUGUUGUGGAGCUGUUCGACGGACACAGUCAACAAGCCAGGCUUCUUGGUUCUCUCUCCGGAUCACACUCUGGAGAAACUUUGCCUCUGGCCACAUCAAACCAAAUUUUGCUCAGAUUCAGCGCAAAGAGCGGAGCAUCAUCAAAAGGUUUUCACUUUGUUUAUCAAGCUGUCCCUCGUACCAGUGCUACCCAGUGCAGCUCAGUUCCUGAGCCCAGGUACGGACGAAGAAUCGGCUCUGAGUUUUCCGCUGGUUCCGUCAUCCGUUUUGAGUGCAACCCGGGAUAUCACCUGCAAGGCUCUAAGGCUAUUCGGUGUCAGGCUGUGUUCAAUGGGUUGGCACAGUGGAACGACACGAUACCAAGCUGUGCAGUGCCGUGUGAAGGAAACAUGACGGACCGCAGAGGCACCAUCCUCUCACCAGGCUAUCCAGAGCCCUAUGGUAACAGCUUGAACUGUAUGUGGAAAAUCAGGGUAACCGAGGGAGCAGGUAUACAGAUUCAAGUGAUAAGCUUUGCCACCGAACACAACUGGGACUCGUUAGAAAUAUACGAUGGUGCCGAUGAAACUGCACCAAGACUUGGCAGCUUCUCAGGUACUACUGUCCCUGCACUGUUGAACAGCACUUCCAAUCAACUCUACCUGCACUUUCAUUCAGACAUCAGUGUGGCAGCAGCCGGCUAUCACUUGGAAUAUAAAACUGUUGGUCUUACAACAUGCCCCGAGCCAGAGAUUCCAAGCAAUGGUGUGAAGUUUGGAGACAGAUAUUUGGUGAAUGAUGUGGUGUCCUUUAGCUGUGAGUCUGGCUAUACAUUGCAGGGACAAGCCCACGUUUCUUGUAUGCCUGGUACAGUGCGCCGUUGGAACUACCCACCACCAAUCUGUGUUGCUAAAUGUGGAGGGGUGCUGACUGACCUGAAGAAUGUCAUAUUAAGCCCUGGAUUUCAUGGAAAUUACCCAAGCAACUUGGAUUGUCUGUGGAAGAUUUUAUUGCCCGUUGGAUAUGGUGCAGAGAUUCAGUUUCUGAAUUUUUCAACCGAAGCCAACCAUGACUUUGUGGAGAUUCGGAACGGAGCGGGUUACACCAGUUCCCUGAUCGGCCAGUUCAGCGGAGCAGAUCUCCCACCGGCCCUGCUCAGCACCACGCACAACACCGUCAUCCAUUUCUACAGUGACCAUUCAGAGAACAAACAAGGCUUCAAGCUCGUCUACCAAGCUUACGAACUUCAAAGCUGUCCUGAUCCAACUCCUUUUCAAAACGGCUUCAUCAUCAAUUCUGGUUAUAGUGUUGGACAAUCUAUAUCAUUUGAAUGCUACCCUGGAUACCUGCUGAUUGGACUACGUGUCCUUACAUGCCAUCACGGAGUCAAUAGGAACUGGAACCAUCCAUUCCCAACAUGUGAAGCUCCAUGUGGCCUUAACAUAACUUCUCGGAAUGGUACCAUCUACUCUCCUGGCUUCCCGAAUGAGUACCCCAACUCAAAGGACUGUAGCUGGCUAAUUACUGUACCUUCUGGACAUGGGAUCUACAUUAAUUUCACUCUGCUGCAGACAGAACCAGUCAACGACUACAUUGCUGUGUGGGACGGACCCGACCAGGCAGCUUCACAGCUAGGAGUCUUCAGUGGCAACACGGCACUGGAAUCUGCGCACAGCUCCACCAACCAGGUCCUCAUCAGGUUCCACAGCGACUUCUCCGGAGGAGGAUUCUUCGUCCUCAAUUUUCAUGCCUACUGGCUCAAGAAGUGUCAACCACCACCUGUCGUUCCUUUGGCCACAGUAUUGUCUGAGGAUGAAGACUAUGAAAUAGGUGAUGUUGUAAAGUACCAUUGUCCCCCGGGAUAUACACUUGUCGGCAGUGAACUCAUGACUUGCAGACUGUUAACACAGCUGCAGUUUGAAGGCAUUCCUCCGUCUUGUGAAGCACAGUGCCCUGUGAAUGAAGUUCACAGAAGCUCAUCAGGAGUGAUAUUAAGUCCAGGAUAUCCUGUAAAUUAUCCCAACUUCCAAACGUGCUCCUGGACGAUCAGAGUGGAACCUCGCUACACUAUUUCUCUAUAUGUGGACAUGUUUCAAAGCGAGAAACAGUUCGAUGAGCUGAGCAUAUUUGAUGGGCCGACAGGUCAAAACCGAGUGCUGGUUGUUCUGAGUGGAAAUCACACAGGGAAAAUGAACUUCACCAGCACAGGAAGGCAAGUGCAUUUACGUUGGUCAACAGAUCAUGCGACGAGCAAAAGGGGAUUCAAGAUCCGAUACUCAGCUUCCUACUGCAGCAUGGACAGUGUCCCAUUGAACGGUGGGGUUGUGAACAGGACGACAGGCACACUCCACAGCGUGGUGCAGUUCUACUGUAAAGCAGGGUACCGACUGGUCGGUCACAGUAACGCUACCUGUCAACGGUUUCCCAAUGGCUUGUACCAGUGGGACUCUGCAGUUCCAUUCUGCCAAGCUGUGCCUUGCCCUCUGAUUGAGAGUGUACACUCAAGAGACAUUCUCAGGCGAUUUGUUCAUGGUUCGGCAAAUGAAUAUGGAACUAAAGUCAUGUUGAGUUGCAAACCUGGUUAUUACUUACGCGGCCACAAGUUCAUAGAGUGUCAAGCAAAUGGCACUUGGAGUGGAUUCAAUGAAAAAGCAACUUGUGAAAUUAUCUCGUGUGGUGAUCUUCCUUCCCCGCCGAAUGGCAAUAAGAUCGGCACGUUGCAGACAUAUGGGGCCACAGCAAUCUUCACAUGUAACACUGGGUACACGCUGGCUGGAUCUCAUGUCCGGGAGUGUCAAGUGAAUGGACUGUGGAGCGGAGUGGAAACCAGAUGCCUGGCUGGUCACUGCGGCUCGCCGGAUGCCAUUGUGAAUGGCCACAUCAGCGGGGAUGGUUUCAGCUAUCGCGACACGGUUGUCUAUCAGUGCAACCCAGGUUUCCGUCUCGUUGGUUCCUCCGUGAGAAUUUGUCAACAAGACCACAAGUGGUCCGGGCAGCCAGCGGUCUGCGUUCCGAUCACAUGUGGGCAUCCUGGCAAUCCAGUUCCUGGCAGAACGAAUGGCACUCAGUUCAAUCUCAAUGAUGUUGUCAACUUCACCUGCAGUAAGGGGUACCUGCCCCAGGGGGCACUGCGGGCUCAGUGUCGAGCUAAUGGGCAGUGGAGCAGCCCGGUCCCAACAUGUCAAGCAAUGAACUGUACUGAUCCUGGAUUUGUGGAGAAUGCUGUUCGGAUGGGGCAGGAAGACAACCUGCAAAGCUUCAGGUUUGGAAGCAGCGUGAUAUACCAGUGCAAAUGGAGCUUCUACCUUCUCGGCACAGCCGUACUUACCUGCCAAAUGAACGCCUUGUGGGACCGAGCUCGCCCAAACUGCUUACCUAUUUCAUGCGGUCACCCUGGAGUCCCGGUCAACGGCCAGCUUUUAGGAGACAAGUUUACUCUUGGGUCUGUAGUGCGCUACUCCUGUCGUGGGUCUCGAAGUGUGAUUGGAAAUAACACUCGCGUGUGCCAGGAGGAAGGUCGUUGGAGUGGUUCGCUCCCCCAUUGUUCAGGGGAUGAUGCUGGUUUGUGCGGUGAUCCUGGCAUCCCAGUCCACGGUUCAAGACUGGGUGAUGAAUUCAAGACAAGGAGCUUUGUACGCUUCAGCUGUGAAGCUGGUUACAAUCUCAGAGGAUCAUCGGAACGAUCUUGCAAGGCGGAUGGAACCUGGUCAGGAGCACAACCAGUUUGUGAACCUGUAUCUUGCGGGAACCCUGGAACUCCAGAAAAUGCGAAAAUAGUUUACAGCGAUGGCAUUGUGUUCUCCAGCUCCAUCACCUACGCCUGCUGGGAAGGUUACAAAACAUCAGGGCUGACGACACGGCACUGUACGGCUAACGGGACCUGGACUGGAUCUGCUCCCGACUGCACAGUUACUGAUUGUGGUGACCCUGGUGCGUUGGCUAAUGGUGUUCAUCUGGGAAAUGAUUUCACCUACAACAAGACAGUAACAUACCAGUGUAACCCAGGCUUCUGGAUGGAAACACCUAUGUCCUCUACAUUACGCUGCAUGAAGAAUGGUUCUUGGAAUCAGACCAAACCAGCCUGCAAAGUAAUCGCUUGUACACAACCUCCCCGUGUUCUUCACGGGAGAGUGCAAGGGUCAGAUUACAGGUGGGGCUCCAGCAUCAGCUACACGUGUUCUGAAGGAUAUCAGCUUUCCCUAUCGGCUAUUCUGACCUGCGAAGGAAAUGGCGUUUGGAGAGGUGAAGUCCCACAAUGCUUACCCGUUUUCUGUGGCGAUCCAGGGACUCCAGUCGAGGGGCGGAUUGAGGGGAGAAGUUUCACCUAUAAGUCUGAGGUCUCGUUCCAUUGUCGACCUCCUCUGUUGCUGGUGGGAUCAUUCAGAAGAUUUUGUCAAGCCGAUGGGUUUUGGAGUGGAAUUCAGCCGUCCUGCAUUGAUCCAACACAUACAAUAUGUUCAGAUCCAGGCACCCCUCAUUUUGGAAUGCAGAACAGCUCACAAGGCUACGAGGUGGGAAGCACGAUAUUUUUCAAAUGUCGAAAAGGAUACCACAUUCAAGGCUCCACAACACGCGCCUGCCUUGCCAAUUUAACUUGGAGUGGUGUACAUCCUGAAUGCAUCCCCCACAACUGCAGACAACCAGAAACCCCUCCCAAUGUGGACGUGAGAGCCAUUGAACUGCCGACGUUGGGAUACACCUUGCUUUACACCUGCCAGCCGGGAUUGUACCUGGCCGGGGGAUCAGAGCACCGGGCAUGCAGGAGUGAUGGCAAGUGGUCGGGGAAGCCACCAGUCUGUCAAGCUGGACCCAAAAUAAAUGGAAGCCCAAAAGGUACUGAUCCAGGGUCACAUAGAACCAAAGCUCCAGUUCCUCCAGAUGUAUUUGCUCAAAAUUCUGUUUGGAAGGGGUUCUAUGAAUACCUUGGAAAGAAACAGCCAGCAACACUAACAGUUAAUUAUUUUAAUGUAUCCAGUGGUCGAGUGAAUGUUACAUUCAUUGAGCACAGUAGCAUGGAACUCAAGCUAUCAGGAAUCUAUAAAAGGGAAGAGACUCGACUUUAUUUAAAGGUGUAUCAGAUUAAAGGACCUAUUGAGAUCUUUGUGAGCAAGUUCAGAAAUGAUAACUGGGCUUUGGAUGGUCAUGUAUCCGCUGAACCCGAAGGGACUUUUGUCUACCAGGGGUUCGUUCAAGGCAAAGACUUCCGGCAAUUUGGCUUUCAGAGACAAGGACCGCCAGGCGGAUCGCAGGACAAGUCUAAUUAUUACUACGGCACAAGCAGCAGUUCAGUAGCAGCUGCCAUCCUGGUCCCCUUCUUUGCCCUCAUUCUGGCAGGAUUUGCUUUUUACCUCUACAAACACAGAACAAGACCAAAAGUACAAUAUAAUGGCUAUGUUGGCCAUGAGAACACAAAUGGACAGGCUUCCUUUGAAAAUCCAAUGUAUGAUACUAACUUAAAGCCCACCGAGGCGAAGGCUGUGAGGUUUGACACAACACUGAACACUGUGUGUACAGUGGUAUAGCCAUCACUCAGACUGCUGACUAACUCAUAUUAGCCAUACCUCUACCUGGCGAGUGUCAACUCCUCCAGCGCCAUAUACCACAUCGCUCUGUCCUACCGCUUGCUCUACGGCAAUACUCUCUGAUGACGUUUGAUAGGACAAACAAGGAAAAUGGAGUUUUGUUUUGUGCUGGGUCAGUGCCCUCAGCCGACAAGUCCAAGCAAUUCUUUCAGACUUCUGACACAGGAAGAACCAAAACCAAGUACCGGAUGGGUUUGAAUCUUUCUGUUCUGGAUCCAAAUGGCAGAUAUAUUUUUUUUUGUUGGUUACAUAUUCUUCCAAGAAGAGAUGAAAAUAGACAAGGAGGACAAAAUCUAUACCGCCACUGACACUAACAGACUCUAAAUGAACUUAAUGUCAACAGCUGCCGGCAUCACACAAACAAGAUCAUCUUCCUAAAGCAGGGCAGCUUUGGAGUUGGAAAGUCUACUGCACAAUUCUUUGCACUAGUGCGUUAUGAAUGAAUGAGUAGGAUACUGGCAUCAAUUAGAGUACAGGGUUUCUAACACACCGACCAUUGUACAUAACAAAAAACAUUUGCUUUAAAAGAAUUACGUUUCCAUGGCUGAACAUCACAUAACCUUAUCAAUGCUAAUAGAUAUUAGAACAAUGCAAUAUUAUUUCCUUCAGAUUUGCAUUCUUAUAGAGUUGGUUUCUAUCGAGGUUAGGCUUGUGUGUGGAAACAAAAAUCAAGAAUUUUUAUGGUUCCUUUGGAAAAAAAGGGAAUUGGAUAUUGUUGUUUGAAUAAGUUGUUAUAAGCCAAAAAAAACUGGAUUUUUAAUACAAUAUUAUAUUUCCAAA
Molecule: messenger RNA, 9864 nt
Organism: Amblyraja radiata (thorny skate)
Lineage: Eukaryota; Metazoa; Chordata; Chondrichthyes; Rajiformes; Rajidae
Product: CUB and sushi domain-containing protein 1
Exons: 58
Coding region: 1-9024 (3007 amino acids)
Source: RefSeq, a predicted model, not a curated record